Messenger RNA from Salvia miltiorrhiza (redroot sage), 1115 nucleotides. Its product is annotated as endo-1,3;1,4-beta-D-glucanase-like. The record is from RefSeq and is a predicted model, not a curated record. Bases 207 to 920 code for a protein of 237 amino acids. Gene Ontology annotation, molecular function: hydrolase activity. Lineage: Eukaryota; Viridiplantae; Streptophyta; Magnoliopsida; Lamiales; Lamiaceae. The transcript is spliced from 8 exons.
AAUAUUAAUAAUAUUAAUAUGGAGUCGACAGCAAACAACAAACGUAAGAGAAUUGCUGUCCAUUAUAAUAGCAACUUAAAGAAAACCUAUAUCUAUUCCUUUGAUUUGGACUUGCUCUGUUGCUCACAUCUUAUUUGUCCACACAUUUGGAUCACACACAGACCACACACUGAAACGGAAAAUUCAAAGAAUCAACAAGAAAUCAAAUGUCGGGAGCUCAGUGUUGCGAGAAUCCACCGACUCUGAGCUCAGGCAGUGGAAGUGGGAAAGUUGAAGAAAUCGGAGGCCUCAGCAGCUACGUGUCUGGCCCUGCUGAUUCCAAAGCUGCAGUUAUUUUGAUAUCUGAUGUUUAUGGAUAUGAAGCUCCAAAUUUGAGGAAGCUUGCAGACAAAGUCGGGGCUGCUGGAUUCUCUGCCGUGGUGCCAGAUUUCUUCCGCGGAGACCCCUAUGUACCUGAUCAGAAGCCGAUCACUGAUUGGCUUAAAGAUCAUGGACCUGAUCAAGGAUUUGAAGAUGCUAAGCCAAUUAUUGAAGCUCUGAAAAGCAAAGGGAUAACCAAGAUUGGAGCUGCCGGCUUCUGCUGGGGAGCCAAGGUGGUUGUGGAGCUGUCCAAGUAUCCUUAUGUCCAAGCCGGGGUGCUGAUACAUCCUUCUCUCGUCUCGGUAGAGGAUAUUCAGGGAGUUAAGGUCCCAAUAUCGAUACUUGGAGCUGAGACCGACCAUAUAUCUCCACCGGAGCUUGUCAAACAAUUUGAAGCUGCCUUAAACGCGAAGCCUGAGGUGGAUAGCUUUGUGAAGAUAUUCGCGGGGUGUUCGCACGGGUGGUCCGUGAGGUACAAAGACGAAGACGAAGGGGCGGUGAAGAGCGCUGGGGAGGCUCACAAGGACAUGCUCGACUGGUUUAUUAAGCAUCUCAAGUGAAUGUUGCAUCACCAUUUUAUUGCUUCUCUCUAUCUCUCUGCUGCACUCUCUUCUGUUGUAGCUUCUGGAAUAAUACCAAUAUGUGUGUAGACACUAGAAUCUUGAUGUUUGUGGGGGAAAAUUAAAUAAUGUGAGUAUUUGUGAAUGGCUAAUGUUGAUUUUUGUGUAAUGCUAUGCAAACCAUCUAUUACAAAA